Macadamia integrifolia is the source of this 1861-nucleotide messenger RNA. RefSeq names its product protein ACCELERATED CELL DEATH 6-like. Bases 22 to 1806 code for a protein of 594 amino acids. The transcript has 3 exons. Gene Ontology annotation, molecular function: protein phosphatase regulator activity; protein phosphatase 1 binding. The record is from RefSeq and is a predicted model, not a curated record. Gene Ontology annotation, cellular component: plasma membrane. NCBI's taxonomy places the organism in Eukaryota, Viridiplantae, Streptophyta, Magnoliopsida, Proteales, Proteaceae.
UUAAGGGUUUGCUUGUGGCACAUGAGUGAGAGAGCUUGCUUUGAGAAAACCAUGAAUCAGAAGCUUUACUGGGCUGCAAGAACCGGUGAUACCACCCAGCUAAAGCUAAGAGAAAUCCCUGAUAUAGAUAAGCAAGCAACGACGCCCACAUCCAACACAGCCCUUCAUAUAGCUGUGUACUACGGACAGUACAAGUUUGUGCGAGAGCUCUGCACCCAGUGUCCGUCACUACUAACACAGGCAAACUCCGAAGGUGACACUCCGUUGCACGUCGCGGCGAGGACUGUAAAUGACAAUAGGGGCCUUAUAGCUAGCUUUCUUAUCUCAGGAAUAAGAGCUGUUGAUAGUGAAUGUGGAGGUGCAACUGAGAAGCUGAGAUUGAGAAAUAAGGAUAAUUACAUGCCCUUGCAUGAGGCUGUUCGAAACAACAAUCUUCAAGUGGCAAUGUUGCUGACUGAGGCCGAUCCUAAUUGGUCUUGUCACGACAAUGAUGCCGAUAUGUCUCUGCUAUACUUGGCUGCUCGAACGGGAGACCUAGAUAUGGUAAAGUUGCUCCUACAAAACCCAGCAGCUUAUGGUGGACCCAAAGGCGAGAAAGCUUUGUAUGAGGCUGCGGCCAGGAAAAAUUUUGAUAUUGUGAAAGAACUUACAGAAAAGGAUAUACAAAUCAUGAGAGGGGGAGACGAACAUGGAAAAACUGCUCUCCACUAUGCAGCAGAAUUUGGCAACCAUAAAAUAGUGGAGAAGUUGAUAUCGAAAUACCCAUCCAGUGCAUAUACUUUGGACCAAAAUGGUCACUCUCCACUUCACAUUGCAGCAGCUGAAUUCCAGCUUAAUGUAGUUGACGAGAUGAUCAAGCAUUGCCCAGAUUGUACGGAGCAGCUAAGCAAGGAUGGAAAGUCCAUUCUUCAUUUUGCAGUCAAGAGUGAAAGCUUGAGAAUGGUUAUAUAUGUUGUGGAUAUAUUGGGUCUGGAUGGAUUGAUGAACAAGGCAGACAUACAUGGAAAUACACCUUUCCAUAUGUCUGCAAAACUCAAUUAUCCCAAGACAUUUUUUUAUUUUGCAUUUGAUGGUAGGCAAGAUCAAUUGGCACUUAACCAGGAAAAUCAGACAGCUUUUCAAAUUCAAGACAAGCAACCUCGCAACUCCAUAUUUUCCAAGAUGUCGCACCAGUGGGUCAAAUUUUUGAGACUAAAGAGCUGGAGAGAAUGGUUCAGGAAGCUUGAGAAAGAGGGACAAGAAGAGAAUACUGAAUUGAUUGAGUCAUACAUGCAAUUGGGAAGCACUUUGGGGACUAUUGCAACACUCACAGCCACUGUUACCUUUGCAUCUGCUUUAGCAGUACCUGGUGGGUUCAGUAGUGGAGAUAACUCAAUCCAGGGAAUGGCCACACUUGCUGGAGACCCAUUCUUUGAAGAUUUUAUGAUAACUGAUACCAUUGCUAUGGGUUUCUCCUUAACAGCUAUGUUUCUCAUACUCUUUGGGACCUACUUUAACAACAAAAAAAUUGUUAUUUUUAUGGAAACUGCAAGAAUCUUGACCUUCUUGUCAUUCCUAUCAACUGGGAUGGCUUUCAUGGAAGGUGUUGCAGCAGUGUUGCCUGGUGGGAAUCUCAAAAAUCUCAUCACUCGUGGAUAUGGAAUUGCUGUAUGGUGCCCAUAUUUUUUUGCAGUAGUUGGGUUUCUCAUAUUUUUUUAUCCAUUAGUGGUUCCUACUGCUCUACUUGCUUACCAAUAUACGCCCCAUCAUCUUAGACGACAUGGAUGGUACUCUAAAUUUAUUGGGUAUAUGUGUUGUCUUUACUGAUGAUAUGUACUAAUUUAUGACUUCUGUAAUAAUAAAUCUAUGUAUUCUUUUGCCA